AUGGAUGCUGUUCCAGACCCCAACAUUUCUAUUCACAUCCUGAACUUCCAGCCUGCUGUUGUAGACUCUGUUGGAAGCAAAGAGCCCUGUGCAUGCAGGCAAAAGGAUUCAAAUCUCAACCUGGUCUCCAGCACGAUUAUGGACAGCAGUCUGUCAAGCCCAGGGACUGUUUCCAGAGUCACAUCUUCUCCUAAUGAUAUGGAACAGAAAUAUGGAUGGGAAAUUGAAAAGGAUAGUAAGGUAAUGGGAGCUCUGACAGGUCCUUGCAGGGGGAGCAACGAGAUUAAGAGCCCCGGAGAAGGCCAUUCUAAUGAAGAAAUAUUAACUGGCACUCUGGGAGAGAAUACAAAUAAGCUGGACCUGCUGAUCCCACUGAGGCCAUGCAAGGCUGCACUGCAACCAGACUACAAUGAAGGAAAAGAGGAGCCGUCUAAAGAUGUGCCGAUUAAUUGCAAAACUCCCAACUCCAGUGACACAUCCCUGAGCAUGACAGGGCAUGAGUGGAAGGAUGCUCUAAUGCACAGUUCUGAAGAAAUGUACAGUUCAAAGCAAACAGCCUCAGAGUACCCACUGUCCACCCCAGAUAAAGAGCAGAAUGCAGGAUGUGAGACAAGUAAGGGAAUGGCAAAGCAGGAAGGCUCUGAAGACCCAGCAUACUUCUCAUCCGUAUCAACCCCUAGCCUUCCACAGUCACAGAAAGGUACAGAGAUCUUAUGUACUGAAGCUGGUAGAAUUUCAUCAGCCAACCAUGAGGUGAAAUGUAGUAAAUUAAGGAAAUUACAGGAGGAUGGGAAAAAAGAGAAGACAAAAGGUGAUUCAACAUGUGAACUGCCAACUAAGGUCCAAGAGACCGGGCCCUUGACUUUGGUAGACUUAGUCGCUCUUGAGGACUUCUCACAUCAGCCCUUGUCCACACUGUUCAAUGACCAUGGUCCACCUGGUAAGCAACCCUUAGCCUUUGCAGCAAAAUCUCUAACUACUCAAGCUGCUUCACUGGAACCACAAAGUGACCGACAUGGGCAGCACCAAGAGUGGUAUAAGGAAACUGGUACCAUGACCAUCUCUGAACAAGAUGGUCCCUAUAAAAGGAAAUGCCAGGAUGCUGAGGUUCAGGCCACAGUUGACAUGUCCAGCAGGUCUGCAGCCACUAGCCCAUACCAUUUUCAAGCACCUGCUGCCAACCAUCCCUGCAGGUCAACAAGGGAAGAAUUUGAGAUCCUUGCACUUGUCAGUCAUGUAGACAUUGACUCUCAAGUUGCUGUGCAAGAGGUGAUAGACAGCACCACAUUUCAAGCACAAGAUGAUGCCACCCAUCCGUUGCAAGCAGACAUAUGCAAGAGCCAAAAAGUAGUGGUACAGCAAGAUACGGAAUUGACAGCAGAGCAAAGUGGAUUGUCUUCAUCCACUGUACCAAAAGAGCUUUCACGUUUACAACUAGUGCAUUGUACACAUGCUGCUUUGGGCACUCAGUCAGGCCAAGCAUCUAUAAUGAGCCUCCACAACAAAGGAAUAUCAGCGAUGGACUCACAACAUCAAUCCAAACCUAAUCUUGAUACCGGAAAACUCGCAGUGCCAGUUAGAGAGAGCUGUGGUGAGAAACCUACUACAUCCUGCAGCAAAUGGCAGGUUGUAGACAACACAGAGUCCAUACAGCCAGCCGAGGCAUCUGCCCCACAAGGCGGAUCCAAGAAAACUAAACUGCAGUUUGUCUUGGAAAAUGACACUGUGGGACCACAGAUGUCAAAAACCAGCAAGAUUGCGGAACAUAAGGUGGCUCCCAGAGAGCAACCCUUCUCCACAUCAGAUGAAGGCAGCAAACCAUUGCUCGGGCAGCCUGCAGAAGUAAGCCACCAACUUGCCUACCUGGAGGAGGAAGCAGAGGUAAGGGAGACCAGCAAGUGUGAGGUGGUGCAAGAUGUGGUGUGGGACGAGCAGGGCAUGACAUGGGAGGUGUAUGGAGCCUCCUUGGACCCCGAGUCACUCGGCGUGGCCAUCCAGAGUCAUCUGCAGACAAAGAUUAAGGAACAGGAGAGGAAGGUGACAGCCAUCCGCAAAUCCAUCUCAUCUGAGACACCCCAGGGGAGGAAGGCAAAGAACCAGCAGCGGAAUGUCUUCCGACUCCUACUGCAAAAUAUUCGACGACCCAACUGCUGUGCUCGGCCGCCACCCUCAUCUGUACUGGACUGAUGGCUGCAUUCCCCCUACCUCCAUGUAAAGUAAAAUCCUCUUUUUGAGGACACUAAACAUGGAGGAGAAGCUUUGUCGAUUUGAGAUCUCACCACCUGUACCAUCUACCUGAUCCAGUCAGACACCUUGAACAGGAAGCAAUUUAAAGUUCAGUUCUUAUAUUUAUAAGUGAUGUGUCUUUUUAUGUUAAGUUUAUGAUAUA
Scleropages formosus (Asian bonytongue) is the source of this 2389-nucleotide messenger RNA. Its product is annotated as G protein-regulated inducer of neurite outgrowth 3-like. Gene Ontology annotation, biological process: neuron projection development. The record is from RefSeq and is a predicted model, not a curated record. The transcript has a single exon. NCBI's taxonomy places the organism in Eukaryota, Metazoa, Chordata, Actinopteri, Osteoglossiformes, Osteoglossidae. Bases 1 to 2187 code for a protein of 728 amino acids. Gene Ontology annotation, cellular component: plasma membrane.